Molecule: messenger RNA, 2191 nt
Organism: Emiliania huxleyi CCMP1516
Lineage: Eukaryota; Haptophyta; Isochrysidales; Noelaerhabdaceae
Product: choline dehydrogenase
Exons: 9
Coding region: 79-2007 (642 amino acids)
Molecular function (GO): flavin adenine dinucleotide binding; oxidoreductase activity, acting on CH-OH group of donors
Source: RefSeq, a predicted model, not a curated record
CACACACACACACACGGUCCUCAAGCUCGUCCUCUCCGCACUCCAUCCCCGCGAAGGCCACGCUACUGCCGUCUCCACAUGCCCUUCUUCGGCGCACGCGUGUCGCUCCUCGUCAUCGCCGUGGCCGCCUUUGCGGCGUGGCGGCGCGCGUACGGCCCGAUCGGCGCGUCUCAGCUGCUCGAUGAGUACGACUACAUCGUCAUCGGCGCCGGGUCCGCCGGGAGCGUCAUCGCCGCCCGCCUCUCUGAGGACGCGGACGUGAGCGUGCUGCUCAUCGAGGCGGGAGGCGAGUCGGGCAUCAAGCACAGCAUACCAGCGGCGUGCGGCGACGUGCAGCUGGUCGACGGAGACUGGCAGCUCAAGACGACUCCCCAGGCAACUUCGCACCGUGCCUACACGGGCCAAAAGUCAAACUGGCCGCGGGGCAAGCUCCUCGGCGGCUCGUCGCAGCUCAACUACAUGGCGUACGUGCGCGGAGACGCGGCGGACUACGACUCGUGGGCGGCGAUGGGCAACCCUGGCUGGGACUGGGAGUCGGUGCUGCCCUUCUUCCUGCAGUCCGAGGACGCGACACUGGCGCGCGAGACAGGGGCCGGCGCGCUCAACUCGUCGGCGCACGGCUUCGGUGGGCCGCUGCCCGUCCGGUACAAGAGCCCCGCCAACCCGCUGGCAGAGGCGUUUGUCCAGUCUGCAGUGGCGGCGGGCCACCCGCUUCGCGACUACAACGACGGCGACGCGAGCGGAGCGUCUCGCUUCCAGCAGACGGUGUUUGGGAGCGGGCGGCGCGGCAGCACGGCGGAUGCGUUUCUGUACCCCGCCAUGGGGCGAGCCAACCUGCACGUCCUCACGCACGGCCUCGUCAGCAAGCUCGUCCUCGCCAGCGAGGGGACCGGCGGGGAGGGGCGCGGCGCUCGGGUGGCGGCGGUGCAGGCCCGUGUCGGCGGCCCACAGGGGGAGGGGGAGGAGGUGCGCAUUCGCGUGCGGCGCGAGGCGGUGGUGUCGGCCGGAGCGGUCGGGUCGGCGCAGCUCCUCCUCCUCUCGGGCAUCGGGCCGCGCGACCAGCUCGAGAAGGUUGGGGUUCCGACUGAGGUGGACCUUCCAGGCGUCGGCCAGAACCUGCAGGACCACCUCGCGAUGUUCUACACCUUCUUCGUCAAGGGCGGGGACGCGGUGACCAAGGCCAAGGCCGAGAGCCCCGCGGCGCUGCUGCAGUGGCUGCUGCGCGGCGAGGGCCACCUCUCCUCCUCGAGCUACGACGCCGUCGUGCACGGCCGCACGCCGCUCGCCGCCGCCGGCGAGGGACCCGACAUGCAGGUGGGCCUCUUCGUCGGCGCGGGCGACGAGAAGCUCUUCCACGACAACAUCGGCGUGAGCAGGAGCGCGUGGGGGCACCUCCAGUCUCCUAAGCACAAGGCGGGCGAGGAGGAGGGCGUCACGCUCGUCCCGUGCCACCUGCACCCAAAGUCGCGCGGCGUUGUCGAGCUCGCCUCCGCCGACCCGGCCGUGCCGCCGCUCAUCGACCCGCGCUACCUGAGUGACGAGGCCGACCUCGACGCUUGGGUUGAGAUCCUGACCGCGGCCAACCUGCUGGUCGCCCAGGAGCCGCUCCGCUCGCUCGUGACGGGCGUCACGGCGCCGCACCCGGCAGACCUCGGCCUCGGGGACGCCUACCCGGAGUACGACGCGAUGAGCCCGCUCGACUUCUACCAGCUACCAAAGGCGCGGCUCGCGCGCUACUGGAAGGCGACGGUGCAGCACUUUGGCAUGACCCUCUACCACCCGGUGGGCACCUGCAAGAUGGGGCCACCCUCGGACCCGCUCGCCGUGGUGGACGCCUCGCUCCGCGUGCGCGGCGUGGCGGGGCUGCGCGUGGCGGACGCCUCCGUCAUGCCGAAGCUGCCGUCGGCCAACACCAACGCGCCGACCAUUAUGAUUGGCGAGAAGGCCGCCGCGAUGAUCCGGAGGGACCGCGUGGGAGAGGAGGCCGCCGCGAGCUCCUCUCUCUGAGACCUGCCCUGUGCCCUCUUUUGGUCUCCCGCCCCUCACGCCGACGCGACGACGCAGCACGUCUCACGCCCGCCUCCCUCUCUUACAUAGUCCUUCUUUGCUCACGUCUCUCAAGUUCAACCUUUGUGUUGAACAUCCUCUCUCUCUGUUUGUGUAUUACUUAUCUCGUACAUAUAGAGCCCCC